Messenger RNA from Procambarus clarkii (red swamp crayfish), 1068 nucleotides. NCBI's taxonomy places the organism in Eukaryota, Metazoa, Arthropoda, Malacostraca, Decapoda, Cambaridae. The record is from RefSeq and is a predicted model, not a curated record.
AUGGAGAAGAAAAAUGACUCCGGAGACAAAGGUCGUUCUAAACACAAGAAGAAACCUAAGCGUGUCCGCUUCGCCAGAAAUAUUUGGACGGUGUACGACUUCGAUGAUUGGCCGUACGAGAGUUGGCAGGUUAGGAAAGCUGGCGUCAUGUGGAUUACCGCCGGCACAGAACGCCGCCGCUUUACCAGAAGGUGUCACGAGACCGAAGACUUGCUGAAGGCCGCCAUGGUCUUUGACCACCUGCACAGGGAGAAAAUAUUUGCCCAAAGAUUUCUGGAUUCUUCACUCAUCCACGCAGAAGCUGGAUCUUCAUUAAAUACCAUAUCAUUUUCUGUAGCCCAUCGAAAGACCAGAUUUACAUCUGAUUGGAGGUUUGUUGUGUUCUCUAUGGUGUCUACUCUUAUGAAAAUCCCAGUGUCAUCUGCAAAGGAUGAUGCACAAGCACUGGAACCGCCCUCCGUGCCGCCGGAACCGCCCUCCGUGCCGCCGGGACCGCCCUCCGUGCCGCCGGAACCGCCCUCCGUGCCGCCGGGACCGCCCUCCGUGCCGCCGGAACCGCCCUCCGUGCCGCCGGGACCGCCCUCCGUGCCGCCGGAACCGCCCUCCGUGCCGCCGGGACCGCCCUCCGUGCCGCCGGAACCGCCCUCCGUGCCGCCGGAACCGCCCUCCGUGCCGCCGGAACCGCCCUCCGUGCCGCCGGAACCGCUCUCCGUGCCGCCGGAACCGCCCUCCGUGCCGCCGGGACCGCCCUCCGUGCCGCCGGAACCGCCCUCCGUGCCGCCGGAACCGCCCUCCGUGCCGCCGGAACCGCCCUCCGUGCCGCCGGAACCGCCCUCCGUGCCGCCGGAACCGCCCUCCGUGCCGCCGGAACCGCCCUCCGUGCCGCCGGAACCGCCCUCCGUGCCGCCGGAACCGCCCUCCGUGCCGCCGGAACCGCCCUCCGUGCCGCCGGAACCGCCCUCCGUGCCGCCGGAACCGCCCUCCGUGCCGCCGGAACCGCCCUCCGUGCCGCCGGGACCGCCCUCCGUGCCGCCGGGACCGCCCUCCGUGCCUAGAAUACGCACAUGA